CUUUUCUCUAUGGUUUGCGUUAUCAUCAUGAACUUUGCACUUUUGAUAAACAUGAACGCAUAAAAGCGAAAGAUUCCUACGAUUACACUGUUAGAUUGGUAAAUUAUAGUGGUGUGUCACGUAACUGUGCUACAGCAAAAUGUCACUCAAUAAAUUAGUAGGAGGUGACUGCGGUGGAAAUAAUUCAUUGGUACAGCUCUCCAGUAUCGUCGGUCGAGAUGCAUCUUUCUCGCAACCUCUUUCUCAGGCGGACAGCUUUGUGCACGAAUUUAUGGCCCAGAACUCUCAGGUGCCACAAACGUUCAACAUGAACACUCUUCUCAAUAAUUUGCCAGUUUCGGAUCAAGCUAAAACCACACAACCACUCAACACAAAUCAUCAAGUUCAGAACUUCAUACCUCAAGCCAGCCGGCCUUGGUCAGCAGGGCCAUCAGUUUCCUUCAUGCCUCCAACAAUGAUGAGGCCAUUUCAAAUGCCUCACCAGCCUUUUCUUCAUGCUCCAGGUCCUUCUAAUGUUCAAAUCCAAUAUCUGAAUGAAUCUGAAUUAGAAAACACUGAUGUCAAAGCUAAGGCUCAAGAAUAUGUGAACAGUGUGAAGGAUGAUGAUGAACUUGCUUACAAUCAGUUUAUGAACUUUAUGAAAAAAAUAAGUGCAGGAGAGCUCAACUUGGGUGCAACUACUGAAGACCAGAAAAAGCUUAGUAAAGAUGAGAUUUUAGAUGAAAUGACAGAAAAAUAUAAAGAUGAAUGGGCUAAGCUCAGUGAUGUUUCUGACUACUGGGGAUCAGAAGAAGCAAAUGGCAUUAGUAAAGAAUAUAACUUCACUGAAGCAAAUGUUAUGUUAGAAAAUAAGAGUGCUCUUGAAAUAGGCAAGGAGAAAUUGAAAAUGGGAGAUAUACCAGGAGCAGUGCUGUGCUUUGAAGCUGCAGUACAGCAGGCUCCAGACUCUGCUGAGGCAUGGUUCCUGCUCGGCACUACUCAAGCUGAAAAUGAACAAGAUCCUCUGGCCAUAACCGCCCUGAAGAAGUCUCUAGAAAUAGACCCCAGGCAAUUGGAAGCCUAUCUAACUCUGGCUGCAGCUUACACAAAUGAGAACAUGUCCAAAUAUGCGUACAUGUCAUUAUUUGAUUGGUUGAAAGCUAGUCCUAAAUACAGUGACCUGUGUCCCUUAGAUAUUGAUCCUAAAAAUUUAGAUAUCAAAGACUUGGAGAACCAUGUGAAGACAUUUUACAUCAAAGCAGCACAAUUAAACCCAAAUCAGAUUGAUCCUGAUGUGCAAAAUGGUUUGGGUGUGUUGUUCAACAUAAAUCAAGAGUAUGACAAAGCUGUAGACUGUUUUAAAACUGCUUUAAGUGUUGCCAGUGAUAAUGCAAAGUUGUGGAACAGACUGGGAGCCACACUGGCUAAUAGUGAAAGGUCUGAAGAGGCAGUUGAAGCUUAUCAUCAUGCUUUGAAUUUGGAACCCGGGUUCAUCAGAGCCAGGUACAAUGUGGGCAUCACUUGCAUGAAUUUAGGAGCUCACAAACAGGCAGCAGAGCACUUCCUUGUGGCAUUGAAUCAGCAAUACAAAUCUAAGAGUUUGCAUCCAAGUUCAUCCUCUGUAGACACCAGCUCCUCAACUAUUUGGACCACUUUGAGAAUGGUUUGCUCUUUUAUGGGUGAGCAUGAUGUGGCCAAGUUAGUUGAUGAGAGGAAUUUAUCAGAGCUAAAUAAGUUUUUCGAAAUUGAGUAAUACUGUUACACAAUAGUGACCUUGUUUCAAUAUAAUACACUUACAAAUAAUAAUUUUAUACUUUGAACACUAAAGGUGUGAUAAAGGUGUAGAUAAGGGGAUAUUGGGAUUAGUUGUAAAUAUCUAUUUUCCAGAUC
This is a messenger RNA of Ostrinia furnacalis (Asian corn borer), 1869 nucleotides long. RefSeq names its product peroxisomal targeting signal 1 receptor-like. Gene Ontology annotation, biological process: protein import into peroxisome matrix, docking. Bases 140 to 1732 code for a protein of 530 amino acids. Gene Ontology annotation, cellular component: cytosol; peroxisomal membrane. NCBI's taxonomy places the organism in Eukaryota, Metazoa, Arthropoda, Insecta, Lepidoptera, Crambidae. The transcript has a single exon. Gene Ontology annotation, molecular function: protein binding. The record is from RefSeq and is a predicted model, not a curated record.